GCUUACAUGCACCAUGAUUGCUCACCACUAAUAAUUCAUCGAGACAUAUCGAGCAAAAAUAUUUUGUUGGAUUCAGACUUUGCGCCUCAUGUCUCAGAUUUCGGCGUUAGUAGAGUUUUAAAACCUGAUUCAUCCCUUUGGACAGCUCUUGCUGGAACAUAUGGAUACGUUGCACCAGAACUUGCUUACAUAAUGAGGGUGACUGAAAAAUGUGACGUUUAUAGCGUUGGAAUAGUAACAUUGGAAGUGAUAAUGGGAAAGCAUCCCGGAGAACGUAUCUCCACUUUGCCAUCAUUAUCCUCUAUUGAGCAAAACAUAUGGUUGAAGGAUAUAGUUGAUCAACGCAUCUCAACUCCCACAAAUCAGGUUGUUGAGAAAUUGGUUUCUCUUAUGCAAUUGGCAUUCUCUUGUUUGCAUGAAAAUCCACAAUCUCGGCCAACCAUGCAACAAGUGUCUCAAGAGCUACCAAUUUGCAACAUUUCCUAAAGCAAUUCCACAAAAUAACAUUGGGACAACUAUUGAUUCUUAAGGUGAGAAUUUAGUCCAACAUGUGAAGAAUUUUGUGUAGUUUAAGCCCGUGUAGCACUUUCCUCCCUCUGUGUGUGGUAUACAGUGAAGAAUGUGGUUUGUUUAUCUUGUAUCU
This is a messenger RNA of Telopea speciosissima, 643 nucleotides long. RefSeq names its product MDIS1-interacting receptor like kinase 2-like. The record is from RefSeq and is a predicted model, not a curated record. NCBI's taxonomy places the organism in Eukaryota, Viridiplantae, Streptophyta, Magnoliopsida, Proteales, Proteaceae. The coding region runs from base 7 to 486 and encodes 159 amino acids. The transcript is spliced from 2 exons. Gene Ontology annotation, biological process: protein phosphorylation. Gene Ontology annotation, molecular function: protein kinase activity; ATP binding.